UUGGAAUGGUAUCAACCAGCAGAAAGCAAAUGAAAAAUUUUCUGCUUAUGUUGCACAUAUUGUUAUGUGGUUUUGUAUGCUCAAUUUCUAGUGCAAAAGAUACCAUCACUACAACUGACUUUCUAAUAGAGGGUAAGACCAUUGUUUCAUGUGAUGAAAGCUUUGAAUUGGGAUUUUUUUCCCCAGGUAGUUUCGCGAAUAAUUGGUAUGUUGGAAUAUGGUACAAGCACGACAACGUGCCUGAUAAGUCUGUUGUAUGGGUUGCCAAUAGAGAAACUCCACUCAACAAUACAUCAGGUGUUAUGCUGAAAAUCGUUGAUCCAGGACGACUUGCUCUUGUUACUUCUGCUAAUACGAGCAUAUGGUCUACUAAUUCGUUGAGACCUUUGGCUGUGAAGAAUCCAAUUGCGCAGUUGUUGAAUUCAGGGAAUCUUAUCAUAAGAGAUGCAAAUGAUACUAAGCCUGAGAACUUCCUGUGGCAGAGUUUUGAUUAUCCUACUAAUACGCUCUUACCAGGCAUGAAACUUGGUAAGAACUUUGUGACUGGACAGGAAUUUUACCUGUCCUCAUGGAAGAAUGAAUAUGAUCCGGCUCCAGGGAAAUAUACGUAUCAUUGUGAUCCUACUGGAUAUCCUCAGAAUGUCAUGAGGAAAGGUAAAGUUAAGGUGUUCAGUGGCGGACCAUGGAAUGGACUCCGCUGGAGUGGUGUACCAGGAUUGACAAAAAAUACUAUUUAUACAUUUAAGCUGGAUUUUGAUGAAAAGAAAGCAAUUUACAGUUACGCGCUCGUGGAUAAAUCUGUUUUAUCGAAAUUAACCUUGAACAGUCAUGGUAUGCUUAAGCGUUGGACGUGGGAUGAGAAGAUAAAGGAAUGGCAUGUUUACCUGGCUUCACCAGCAGAUGCCUGUGAAAAUUAUGGAGCAUGUGGUGCCUAUGGUAGUUGCAACAUCAUAUUUUCUCCUGUUUGUCGUUGCUUAGACAAGUUUGUGCCUAAAGAUCAGAAAAAUUGGUCAGUGACAAAGUGGUCCGGUGGAUGUGUUAGAAGGACACCCCUUAAUUGCCAGAAUGGAGAUGGAUUUCUCAAGUACUCUGAUAUAAAGCUACCUGAUACACAGUAUUCACGGUUUGAUGCGAGAAUGACACUCCGAGAAUGCGAGAAAGUUUGCCUAAAGAAUUGUUCUUGUAUGGCUUACUCAAAUCUUGAUAUACGCAAUGGUGGGAGUGGCUGUUUGCUUUGGUAUGGCGACUUAAUUGACAUUCGAGAAUUACCUGGAGGACAGGACAUUUACAUUAGGAUAGCUAACUCAGAGUUAGGCUCGAAGAAGAAAAUGAAAGCACUUGUGCUGAGUUUAUCACUGUUGAGCGGAGUGUCUGUCAUUGGCCUGAUCAUAUGGCUGUAUAUUUUGAUAAAGACGAGGAAGAAGAAGAGGAAGAUGAUUCUGAAAGAUGAUCUAGAACUUCCACUGUUUUCCCUAUCAACAGUAACUAAAGCGACCUCUAAUUUCUCAGACAAGAACAUGCUCGGAGAAGGUGGAUUUGGAUCUGUUUACAAGGGAAUCCUGGAGGGAGGACAAGAAGUAGCUAUGAAGAGGCUCUCAAAAUCUUCCUCGCAAGGAGUCAACGAGUUCAAGAAUGAAGUUAAUUGUAUUGCCAAACUUCAGCAUCGAAACCUUGUGAAGCUUAUAGGUUGCUGCGUUGAAGGAGAAGAGAAAAUUCUGGUCUACGAAUACAUGCCCAAUAGAAGUCUUGAUUUCAUCAUAUUUGAUGAAGACAAGAGCUCGAUACUCGACUGGCCUAAGCGCUUCAACAUCAUCAAUGGAAUUGCUAGAGGACUUUUGUAUCUCCAUCAAGAUUCUCGGCUAAGAAUUAUCCAUAGAGACCUCAAAGCUAGUAACAUUUUGCUAGACGCUGACAUGAACCCCAAGAUCUCGGAUUUUGGCAUAGCUAGAAGUGUGAUAGGGAAUGAGACGGGUGCUAAUACACAUCAUGUGGUUGGGACACAUGGCUACAUGUCCCCAGAGUAUCUAAUACAUGGUGUUUUCUCGAUAAAAUCAGAUGUAUUUAGCUUUGGCGUGUUGGUUCUAGAGAUAAUCAGUGGUCGAAGAAACAGAGGAUUUUUCCAUGAAAGUCACAGUAUCAACCUUCUCGGACAUGUUUGGAAACUUUAUAAAGAAGGUAGACCAUUGGAGCUGAUUGAUGUGCAUAUUACAGAUUCAUGUUAUUUUACUGAAUUACUACGGAUAAUUCAUGUCGCUCUAUUAUGUGUACAACAUAGUCCAGAAGACAGGCCAGACAUGUCUGAAGUGGUUGUGAUGUUGGCUAAUGAUGCCAUUUUGCCUGAAGCUAAGGAACCUGGUUUUUACACAGAAAGCAAAUUCCCUGAUUCUGAAUAUUCUACAAGCAUGUAUUCGAAAAACGAAAUCACUAUUACACAGUUAGAUCCCCGGUAAAUUAAAUUUCAUAUUCUUGUAGAUCUUUAAAUGUCUAGAAGCUUGAAUAACAGAGGAGAACAUUUUAUGAGUUGUAUCAUAUUAGGAAAGAAUUUACCUAACUCUUGAAUUAAAAAAAGACAGCCUGGAGCACUAAGCUCUCGACAUUCAU
Solanum tuberosum (potato) is the source of this 2601-nucleotide messenger RNA. RefSeq names its product G-type lectin S-receptor-like serine/threonine-protein kinase At4g27290. NCBI's taxonomy places the organism in Eukaryota, Viridiplantae, Streptophyta, Magnoliopsida, Solanales, Solanaceae. Gene Ontology annotation, molecular function: ATP binding; protein serine/threonine kinase activity. Bases 6 to 2450 code for a protein of 814 amino acids. The record is from RefSeq and is a predicted model, not a curated record. The transcript is spliced from 6 exons. Gene Ontology annotation, biological process: protein phosphorylation; recognition of pollen.